Molecule: messenger RNA, 1254 nt
Organism: Pimephales promelas (fathead minnow)
Lineage: Eukaryota; Metazoa; Chordata; Actinopteri; Cypriniformes; Leuciscidae
Source: RefSeq, a predicted model, not a curated record
GUGGAUCUCACAGCCGUCACAAGAGAGAACAGAAGAACAACACACUUCUUUUGAAAACAUAAACCUCAUGAAAUGGCAAACGCAACAGAUAACCGCUUCAAAGCAAGACGGAACAGCCGCAGAAUACGAGAGUUAUAUCUUGAGGGAGAGCAUGUCAGCUUAGAAAAUCUGAAAAUGAGAGAUGAUAUAAUACAUGAAGAAAAAGUACAAAAGUAUCUCUCCAAAGAUGUCACAGGUUAUCCAACUCCUGUUGAAUUUCACAUCACAGAAUUGACCCAUGUCACUAACAAAACUAGCCUUCGGGAGAUCUGGGAUUUGGAGGGAUUUGAAAAAGAUUGGUUUUCAUGGUGGAGCCUGAAGAUCAAUGAAGCAGAAAUAAGAGCAGCCGAGGAGCGUUUCCUCGAGAGUUCAAUCCCAGACAGAAGCAAAGAAGAAAUAGCAGCUCAGAAGCCGUUCCUGAGAGAUUUCACCACAUCACCAGCAUUCAUAAAUGACACCUCACGCUACGGAAACUUCCGCUUCACGUUUCCUUUGACUGAACUGAUGGAGGCCUACAAGAAGCAGAUGUGUGAGGACAAAGAGCCGGUUCUCAGGGUAUACAAGACCAAACUUUUCAAGCAGGAGAUUGAGUAUGUUGUUCUCGUUCACAGCCCUCAGUUUAAUGAGGAGUUUAAUACAUAUCCACUGCUUAAAUCCAGCCCACUGGCUUCUUAUGAAGGAAAUCAGAUCAUCUGGAGAGCACAAGCCAUUUGUGAAACCCACAACUACCAACUGGCAAUCCAUGGAAAAACAGCAGUGACAAAUCCAGUGAUGUAUCCAUACCAGUAUUAUGUGUGGGAUCAGCUUAGCCUUGUCUUUUUCAUCAAUGAGGAUAAGGUCCUUACCUUUCCUAAAAGAAAGCUUAAAGCAAGCCUUAGCUGUUGUGAAGUUGAUCAAAACAUAAACCUUUCAAAUGGAGACAACUGCUCUUCCAUUAAUGAAGCUGAGAAAUUCCUUGAAAGCUUUCAAGAUGAUGAUGAAAAGAAAGAUGAAAAGGAAGAAAAUGCAUUUGGGGAGGUGAAAAUGGAAAUGGACUAAAAAUGUACAAGUUUUUUCAGCUCUGUGACUUUGUGGUUUUACCCAUCCAUGCAAAUAGAUUUUGUUGAGAAAUUAAAGUAAAUAAAAGUUAGAGGAUGAUUUGGCUUGUCAUUAAACGUCUGUUUAUGGGAUCAAACAAACUGAAAUUGUUCAAACUCUGGAUUGUUCAAAAUAAAU